Lates calcarifer (barramundi perch) is the source of this 3823-nucleotide messenger RNA. RefSeq names its product Scm polycomb group protein like 2. The transcript is spliced from 15 exons. Gene Ontology annotation, biological process: regulation of DNA-templated transcription. Gene Ontology annotation, cellular component: nucleus. The record is from RefSeq and is a predicted model, not a curated record. Bases 245 to 2347 code for a protein of 700 amino acids. NCBI's taxonomy places the organism in Eukaryota, Metazoa, Chordata, Actinopteri, Centropomidae. Gene Ontology annotation, molecular function: protein binding.
CGCUGCUCUGCAUGUCUUUGCUCACCGUACAACACUAUCUUUGGCAUAAAUUACAUGCGUGUAAGCAUACACUACAUUCGUGAAAAAAUGGCAGCUGGCGAAUAGAGAAAAGUGGAUCUUCACUCGAAAAACAGACGGCACUUGACAAAACUACACAGGGACAGAGGUAUACUGGGUCAACGUCCUGCACGUUGAUUUUCAUCAUAGAAGUGUCACCAUUGGUCGCUAUCGCAGAAGUGUCACCAUGGGUAAAACUCCGCUAAAAGAUCAAAAAGAUGGCAAAAAAGAGAAGCCAGGAAGAACAGUUCUACCAACAGGUACAACCCCUGCAACAACUAAAGAUGCUUUCAACUGGGAGGAAUAUCUAAGAGAAACAUCAUCUAUACCUGCUCCACCAAGCUGUUUUCGUCAGGCUAGAGUCCCACCCUCCAAUGACUUCAAAGUGGGAAUGAAGCUUGAAGCCCAUGACCCACGCAAUUCCACUUCAGUUUGUAUUGCCACAGUGAUGGGUUUAACUGGGGUUCGUCUGCGUCUCCGUCUGGAUGGAAGUGACAACAGCAAUGACUUCUGGAGACUUGUAGACUCUUCUGAUAUCCAGCCCAUUGGCACCUGUGAGAAGAAUGGAGACAUGCUGCAGCCGCCACUAGGAUUUCGGAUGAAUGCAUCGUCAUGGCCCAUGUUUCUGUUGAGAACCUUAAAUGGAGCAGAGAUGGCACCAGCAACAGCCUUUAAAAAGGAACCUCCAAGGCCCCCCCAGAACAGCUUUAAGCCAGGCAUGAAACUGGAAGCUGUGGAUAAGAAGAACCCAUACCUCAUCUGCCCUGCCACCAUUGGGGAAGUUAAGGGUGAUGAGGUCUUCAUCAUGUUUGAUGGGUGGCGGGGUGCCUUUGAUUACUGGUGCAAGUAUGACUCCCGGGACAUCUUCCCUGUGGGCUGGUGCACCCUCACCAAGCACAGCCUCCAGCCACCAGGCAACAGUGUUACCCUUCCAAAGACCCUGCAGACUCUCCCUGCAUCACCCUCCAAACCCAGCAGGCGUUCCAUGCAGUCUCCCUACAGACUCCCCAACCCUCUGCCCCCUCUGCCUGUCAGGAAGGGGGUGCGAGGCCGAAGGCCCAAGAGCGAGACCAUAGCUCUACUCAAAGCUGUGGCUGAAGCAGCCGCUGCCCAAAAUGGCACUGUACCUGAAACCACACAGCUAGUACCCCGGCCCCACAAAAAGAGAGGACCCAAACCUGGAAGCAAGAGAAAGUCCAAGAUUCUCCAGGGUCAGACACAGCUGCCCAGCAUCCAGGUUCCACAGGAAAGCCCUCCCAGUCUCAACUCUGUGGUUUCAACAGUGUGUGUGUAUGUGAAUAAGCAUGGGAACUGUGGUCCCCACCUGGACAGGAAGCAGAUGCAGCAUCUGCCAGACCACUUUGGUCCGGGGCCAGUAAAUGCUGUGCUUCAGCAGGUGGUCCAGUCGUGUAUAGACUGUGCAUACCAGCCUAAAGUCCUGCUCAGCGCUCUGCAGACUCAUUCAGGAGGAGGAGAGGUUGUCAGAGUGAGGACAGAUGUUGGAGUUCGUGUGGUCAAGCUACCCUCAGCUUCCAGCGCUUCCUUUGUGCUGCGGUUCCUGGAGACUAUGUGUCGUCACCUGCAGUGUGACAACCUAUUCAGCAGCCAACCGUUUAGCCACUACACAGCUUAUGACAGGAACAAGUCAGUGAAAGAAGAGGCGUUGGAUGCUCCUUCUCUGGCUCGGGGUAGUAAACGCAGUCUCUCUGGAGUCUCUCCAUCAUAUGCAGCCCCUCUGUCUCCUAAACAUCUACGGACUGAGGCUCACCCUUCAGAAGCAGAGACUCUGCCCCACGAGGAGAAUGGCCUAAUAAAGGAGCAGCGCUACAUGGACUCAGCCUCCAACUCCAUGACCCCGCGCCCUCAGACAGUUCGGAGUUCCUCAGAGUACCACUCUCAGGCCAGCAGCCUCUACCAUCCUGGCAACGGCACACCCAUGCGCCGCCUCUCCUCCAACCCAGCAGAGCAUGGUUCUUCACAGCCUCUCAGACGAGUUGAAGCAGCCAGCUCCACCACAGGCCCUGAGGCUCUGGUGUCUGAGCGGGAGAGUCAGCAGCUGCCCAGUAAAAACCCCUCCUCCUGGUCCAUCGAAGAGGUGAUGCAGUUUGUAAGGGAUGCUGACCCCACAGCAUUAGCUCCACAUGCCGAACUAUUCAGAAAACACGAAAUUGAUGGGAAAGCCCUGAUGCUGCUCCGGAGCGACAUGAUCAUGAAGUACAUGGGUCUAAAGCUGGGGCCUGCACUGAAGUUAUGUCACCACAUAGAGAGGCUGAAACAAGGCAAACUGUAACGAGAGCCAGGGUAGCAUUGUCCCUGCCAGAGCCAUGGGCAAUAAGCCCCGAAAAGAGCCGGCGCUUGGACACUGACUCAUGGGGCACGCAAGGGACUACAUGUUACUCCAGACUCCACCUCAAGAGACUGAAUACAUGUUACAGCUUCACCCAGGCUUCCAGAGUGGAGAAAAGUGUGCCGUGCAGUGCUGACACAUUACCUCAUCCCCUCAUCAGUGAACAAAAAGCUGUUCAAAUCUAACAGACACCACUGACUUAAUGAAAUCCCAAAGGAAAAUAAUCCCUGUAGUGUUUACAUUGCAUAGCACAUGUGCUCACGUGGACACUUUUUUUUUACGGAUAUAAAAUCUUUCGAUCCUGGUUUUGGAUCCCCCAAAGAUGGAGAAUGUUUCUUCUUAUAUAAUGUUUUUAUUCUUGUCGAAUUUCCAGUUAAUAAGGAAGGGUUGAUAUACUGAAAAAGAAUCCAUCAGAUGUUCUUCCCCAAGAGAAUUUGGAUGCUCUCUGGUCUCUGCUGUUGUAUAGCUGUUCUCACUCUUCACACGUAUGCCUAAAGUAUGGGUUUAUCUGCCUGCCCGAGGAAUGCUAAUGUCAGUGCAUUCCACUCACACAGUGCUCGACAGACGUUUUCUUUUGCUCUGCCGUUGUCAGCAUCAUGGUAGGAAUCAUGUUGUAUUCUGGCAUUUUUUAUUUGAACUUCACCUUCCUCGAUCGUCCAGGAGGAUCGUCACCUGCUGUGCACUAUGAUUUAUUACUGUGUCUUAGUGGGUCCUACGUUGCCUCCUACUGGUCUCCACGCAGUUCUUCAAAACAUCAACAUGUUUGUAUCUCAAGUUCUGAUGAAUUAGUGGACGAAUUGUUAAGGAAGUGCAAAUAUGACAUUUCUAAGGGCUUUCUAUGUUAAGUUCUGAUGUAAUAUUUUUAUCAGUCAUAAUCAUUGAAGCUCAUCGGUCGGCCUGCGACCUCAGUGUUGUCACUUUUGACCGUUACAAUCACUGUUAGUAAUGAAAACAGAUGUGUACAGUUUUAUGGGUUUAACCAUGAAUAUCAGCGACAGAAUGUACAUUUUGUAGAAACUUAAUAUUUUAAGGAAAUCAUAUACAUAAGUUAGAAAUGUGAAGAUAAAGGGGUGGGGUGGGGUGAAUAUUUCACAGUGGAUUCCAUUCUGCUUUUUAAUACCGCAGCGCUUUUAGUUGAGAUACUCCCAGUACUAGACUCUGCCUUGCUUUACCUAUGACAUUUCUCAGGUUUCUGUGGUCUUUGUUAGUACAAGCUUUUGUAGCACUGUUUAUAAUGUACUUAACAGAAAUUUCCUGUUCCUCCAUUUAAAGACUUGUGCCAUAUGAUAUUCAACACAGGAUCGAAGUGCUGUUGAUUUCCUUCUCUUGCAUUUUCUUCUUUAAAGUACUUGAAAAAUAUGUGUUGCAAAAAGUCACUUGUCCAUUAUGUCACACCAGAUAAACAAUAUGUGUUUAUGA